GUCCGAGCUUCUCCCGCCGUCAUGAACCUCGCCGCUCCGCCAUUUUUCCACUCCAUUGAAGAAAAACUACCUCCUUCUUUCUCCCGUAAUUAUUUGCACAUAUACAACCUUCAAUACACCCCCCGGUCGUCCUCUCACCACUUGGUCCGUACGCAGAACGACGGUGCGCCAUGAAUUGACAUUACCCCGCCGACACUUUGACCGCGACUCGGUCAACCACUCCAUUGGCUAUGUUUGGGCAAUGCAAGGGAAACGUCUGGAUCGGCGACGACUUCAGCGCAUGUUUCGGCCGUGACUACCUGCAGACCCUCUUCCCCCUCAUCGCAUGCGCCAUCUCCGCCCUCUACCUCUUCUACCAAGUCUGGUCGGCAGCGUCUCAGUCGAGAGAUACGAGUUCCUACCUUCCCGUCAAACAGCUUCUCGUCAGUGCCAAUGGACGAGCGAGCCAUGAUGUUGACAGCGACGAUGAAGAGGAUGAUACGGACGAGGAGAUUGGGGAUGAAAUCAGUCGAAGACAGUCGCUGGGAAUGCAACCAGCAAGGUCUCACACCAAUCCAUCCAUCGUGACCGUCGACAAGCCCCGCGGCGAAGCUCUGAUUACUUUGGUGGAAGAGGUCGCUGUCGUGGCCGAUCUUGCUGUCCAAAUCGCCGCCCUCAUAUUACAAACCUGGGGGCGGAAUGGGACGAUUGCGGGUGUCGCGUGUGUGGUCACUUGGGCAUACAUCGCCGUUCUCACUUCGCUUCGCCUCUUGUUCUCCAGCACUUCGAAGUUCUCUUUCCCCACCCUGUGGUACCACACCGCCAAUCUGUACGGGAUGCAGUGGAUCUUUGGUGUCCUCCUCUUCCGCUCGACCAUCAUUCACCCUCGAUCGAACCUCGCCACGGUCAUGAUCGCCAUUCAUUUCGCCCUCAACUCUCUGCUCCUCGCCAUUGCUCUUGCAUCGCGCAAAGGUAAUGCACCCAUCGAACUCGAGUACGAAGGCGACAUUGAGCCUUCGCGGGAACCCCUCGCCAGCGUCUUCUCCCUCGCAACCUUCUCAUGGGUCGACCCGAUCGUGUGGAAAGGCUACAAAAAGACAUUCGAACUCGCCGAUGUGUGGAACCUGAUUCCCAGGGACAAGGCGGCCAAUGUGCUGGCUGACUACCGACAACUCAAAAAGACCACGGCGUUGGCGUAUCACUUGUUAAAGUACUUCAAGCGCGAGCUGAUCGUCCAAGCCGUGUGGGCCGCGGGAUCGGGUGUGUUGACCUUUGUUCCCACCCUCUUGAUCAUGGUCAUUCUUCAAUAUCUUGAAGACCCCGUAAACACCCCUCGCAAUGCUGCCUGGUUCUACGUCAUCCUGCUCUUCGUAUCGGGAGUCUCCAACGCUUUGGCCAGCGGCCAGGCACUUUGGAUCGGAAGGAGGGUGUGCAUUCGGCUGAGAGCAAUCAUCAUCGGUGAGAUCUUUGGCAAAACGCUACGAAGACGCGCGGGUGCUAGCUCGGACAAGAUUCUCGGAGGCGAAACAACCAACCCGGACAAGGGAAAAGGGAAGCAAGGAAUUAUCGCGAAGAUCUUCUCUCUCGGUCGCAAGAAGAAUGCGGAUGAUUCAAAGAAGCCCGAUGAUCAAGAAGCCGCUGCUACCCCGAUCGACGAGUCUCAAGUAUCGUCGGGCACCAUUAUCAACCUCAUGGCCGUCGAUUCCUUCAAAGUCGCCGACAUCUGUGCAUAUCUGCACUUUCUCUGGGCCGAGACCCCGGUGCAGUUCAUCAUCUCCAUCGUCCUGCUCUACCAGAUUCUCGGCUACAGCAGCAUCAUGGGGAUUGUCAUGAUGCUUCUCCUCCUGCCGGUCAACAUGAUCGUGGCAAGGCGCUUUGCCACGGUUCAGAAAAGGAUCUUGGCCGCCACCGAUGCGAGAAUCCACUCCACCAAUGAGGUUUUGACCAACAUCCGCAUCAUCAAGUACUUUGCUUGGGAACAGCGCUUCCUCAAGGCGGUCGACGAGAAACGCGCGGUCGAGCUGAAGGAGCUGCGAAACAGGUACAUCGUCUGGGCGACGGCAUUCAUGAUCUGGUCCGGCGCGCCCAUCCUCAUCACCCUCUUCACUUUCCUCGUCUUCACCGUGGUGGAGAAGAGAGACCUGAUCCCGUCCGUUGCGUUCACCGCGCUGUCGCUGUUUAGCUUGCUGCGCAUCCCGUUGGAUCAAUUGGCCGACAUGAUUGCGCACGUGCAAGAGUCGAAGGUCUCUGUGGAUCGUAUCGAAGAGUAUCUCAAUGAGCCGGAGACGGAGAAGUAUACGCAACUCAAGAUGGCCGAGCUGGACGACGAGGGCGAAACCGUCCUUGGAUUCGACGACGGCAUUUUCAGCUGGGGCCUCGAGGGCUCGGAUGACUUCAAAAUGAUCGAUCUUGACCUCCGCUUCAAGGUCGGCCAGAUGAACGUCAUCAUCGGCCCGACGGGAAGCGGCAAGACCUCCAUGCUGAUGGCGCUGUUGGGAGAGAUGACUCUGCUCAACGGCAAGGUCUACCUUCCAGGCGGCACGAGUAGGGAAGAUCUCAAGCCCGAGCCUGGCAGCGGUCUGACGGAGAGCGUGGCCUAUUGUGCGCAGCAGGCGUGGCUGCUGAACGGGACUAUCAAGGAGAACAUUGUCUUCGCCAGCGAUUGGGACGCGAGGCGGUACAAGGAUGUGAUCGUCGCAUGUUCUCUGCAACGUGACCUGGAAAUUCUGGACAACGGCGAUCAAACCCUCGUCGGCGAGAAAGGUGUCACCCUGUCAGGUGGUCAGAAACAGCGGAUCAGUCUUGCUCGGGCACUGUACUGCAAAGCGAGGCAUGUCCUCAUGGACGAUGUGCUGAGCGCCGUCGACUCUCACACAGCGAAAUGGAUCUUCGACAAGGCGCUCCUCGGCCCGCUAAUGUACGAUCGAACGUGCAUCUUGGUGACACACAAUGCCACUUUGUGUCUGCCACACGCGGACUUCGCCGUUGUGCUCGAUAACGGGCGCGUGGCUGUCCAGGGGACCUCCGCAGAAGUCAUCUCUUCCGGCAAGCUUGCCGAGGACAUGGCAAAGUUCGAGUCGAGACCAGCAUCGCGCGCAGCUUCGGCCAGACCAUCCAGAGUUCCUUCUGAGGAAGACGUCAAAAAGGGUGAAUCGCAAGAGCAGCCCGCAAAUGGUCAUCUGGAGCCUGUCGAGACGGAUCUCGAAAUUGUUCCCCGGCCGAGUACGACUCUGCCGCCAGAUGCUCUCGCCAAAGUCGUCUCCAAGGACAUCCCUGGUAUGAACCAAGUUCUCGACAACGACAUUACACGCGAAGGCAAGGCGACCGGAGCCGUCAAACUCACUGUCAUCCUGAAGUACCUCGUCUACAUGGGCGGGCCCGUCUACUGGUUCUUCGCUGGUAUCUUCUUCAUACUGGUGCAGGUGUCACAGGUCGCGACGAACGUCUGGAUCCGACAGUGGGCGAACGCCUACGCUUACAAAGAGACCGCUUCAGUCAUGGCUUCCAACCACACCUCGCAUGCGACACAUGUACUGGGGACGUUCAGCGGCUCGUACAAUUGUCUGCGGACCGGGUCGUGUAUUUGGGGCAUUUGGUCUUCGCCAGCGCGGCAAGAUGGCAUCCAUAUGGCGACAACAAAGUCUGAAGUCGACGCUGGCUACUACCUCACAGUUUACGCGAUCCUGGGCGUGUCCUACAUGAUCAUCACCUUCCUUCGCGAGGGUCUGCUGUUCGCAGGGUCCCUCACCGCGUCCAAACGUAUUCAUCGACAACUGAUGGAGUCGGUGAGCCAUGCGAAAUUCCGCUUCUUCGACACCACGCCGCUCGGACAGAUCAUGAACCGCUUCUCCAAAGACAUUGAGAAUAUUGAUCAGGAGAUUGCACCCGUGGCCGUGGGAGUGGUGCACUGCCUUGUGGCAAUCGUCACCAUUGUCAUUGUCAUCUCGGCCGUUGUGCCUUCUUUCCUGAUCGCUGGCGUCUUCAUCACAAUCAUCUACAUCCUCAUCGGCCGCUUCUACAUCAACUCCUCUCGAGACCUGAAGCGCCUGGAGUCUGUCCAACGCAGCCCGCUGUAUCAGCAAUUCGGGGAAGCACUGACGGGCGUCACUACGAUCAGAGCCUAUGGCGAUGACCGACGCUUUAUCCGCGAGAACCUGAACCGCGUCAAUGUCCACAACCGCCCGUACCUCUACCUAUGGAGCGCAAACCGAUGGCUGGCCUUCCGCGUCGAUCUCGUGGGCGCACUCGUUGCCUUCUUUGCCGGAGCUUUCGUCGUCAUCGGCGCCGGCACCGUGGAUCCUGGCGCGGCUGGGUUGGCACUUACGUACGCCGUGACCUUCACCGAGAACGUGCUGUGGUUCGUGCGCUUGUAUGCGUCCAACGAACAGAACAUGAACUCUGUGGAGCGUAUCAAGGAAUACCUCGAUGUCGAGCAGGAGGCCGCGCAACACGUGCCCGAGAACCAACCGGCGGCGAACUGGCCCAGCCAGGGUGCCGUGGAAUUCAUCGAUUACAGCACGAGGUAUCGGAGCGACUUUGAUUUGGUACUGAAGAAGAUCACUUUCCGCAUUCUACCUGGUGAGAAGGUGGGGGUGGUGGGCAGGACUGGUGCGGGCAAGAGCUCGCUCGCCCUCGCGCUGUUCCGAGCACUGGAGGCGGAGGAGGGCAAGAUCCUCAUCGACAACGUCGACGUAGGCUUGAUCGGUCUGCAGGACUUGCGCGAGAAUAUCGUCAUGGUGCCGCAGGAUCCGACGUUGUUCACGGGCACAAUCCGCAGCAACCUUGAUCCCUUUGGCUUGUUCACCGACGAGGAGAUCUUCAUGGCUCUGCAAAGAGUGCAGCUGAUCAGCGGCCCCACCGCGACUCCUUCUCGACCUUCGACACCCCAACCCGGCAAGACCUCCACCACGAGCACAGCAGCAUCGAAACGCUUGCUGCCAGUCAAGUCCGACGCUCCAGACGCCCCCUCGCCCACCGAGCCCAACACGCCCACGCUCGAGAACAAAAACAUCUUCCGCAACCUCUCCUCCCCCGUGGCCGAGUCCGGCACGAACCUCUCGCAAGGCCAGCGCCAACUCCUCUGCCUCGCGCGCGCCAUGCUCAAGAACCCCAAGGUGCUGCUCAUGGAUGAGGCGACGGCGUCCAUCGACUACGCCACCGACGCCAAGAUCCAGGAGACGAUCCGCGACAUCAAAAACACCACCGUCACCAUUGCGCAUCGCUUGCAGACCAUUAUUGACUACGACAAGGUGCUCGUGCUGGACAAGGGCGAGGUGAUUGAGUUUGGGGAUCCGUAUGAUCUUAUUCGCACGGAGGCCGGCUCGUUCCGCGGGAUGUGUGAGACGAGUGGAGAUUUGGAGGUGCUGGUACGCGAUGCGAAGAGGGCGUAUGAUGCGCGCCGCUUGGUUGAUGACUCUUGAUUCUCUGGACGUCGAUACACCCUAGAACAAGGAGCAUAGCGUGGGGCGGCGGGAGGCCAAGCGUUCAUUGCUGCAUUUGGCGUUGAUGAUGGAAAGGGCU
This is a messenger RNA of Neohortaea acidophila, 5499 nucleotides long. RefSeq names its product bile acid-transporting ATPase. NCBI's taxonomy places the organism in Eukaryota, Fungi, Ascomycota, Dothideomycetes, Mycosphaerellales, Teratosphaeriaceae. Gene Ontology annotation, biological process: transmembrane transport. Gene Ontology annotation, molecular function: ATP binding; ABC-type peptide transporter activity; ATP hydrolysis activity. The coding region runs from base 231 to 5399 and encodes 1722 amino acids. Gene Ontology annotation, cellular component: fungal-type vacuole membrane; fungal-type vacuole. The record is from RefSeq and is a predicted model, not a curated record. The transcript has a single exon.